UUAUUACUCCGAAAUGAGUCGUUCAACGAACUGACUCCUAAUAACGACUCAUUCACUCUGAGUUGACUCACUAAAAAGAGUUGUUAAUCUCAUCGCUAGUAUAAUCACAUGGCCAGCUGCGUAACGCUUCGUAACGCCUGUCAUGGCGCCAUCGACCCUGCUUUCAAGUUCGUUGCCCAUGGCAACCGCCAGACUGUUGUUUAUCGACAACAUUGAAGUAGCAAAGCAUUCGACGAAAAGACACCUCCGUCUCAGUUACAACGCCAAAGACUGUUUUCAUCCACAUCAAUUCAUUCAUAAUCAUUCUUCGCUUUUAUUUGUUUCUCGAGCCAUGUCCGCCAACGAAAACGACCAGGAUAAUAAUCCUGAUGUGAUACUGGAGAAGCUGUUGCGAAAGGCACGCGCGAAAGAAACGCGCUGGGAUCGUAUCCGUCGCAAGCACCUGAACAAUCUGACCGUGACGUCCAAAACGGUGAAGAAGUUCAUCAACAUGGACUUUGUCGAUGAGAACCAAUUACGGUUGCUAAUGUCCGGUGAGUGUGCGGGUAGUGGAACGAAACCGAUGCUCGAUCCAUUGCUCGUGAUGGACAUUCGGCAUGAGAUGAUUCGCCGUAAGGAGGACAAGGUAUCUUCAGCUGGAGAAGCGCGCACCAAACCCUCCAUUGAUCCAGUCAAAGCGUACCAGCAGGAAAAUCUGGAAAACCACAACCGUUCGAUCGAGUUGACGCUAUGUGAGAAUGAGCUGAACAAGUUUCGCAAACAGAUCGAACAGAUGGGCAGUGCCGGACAGGGCAAGAAGACGCAAGUAAGCUCACAGAAGCGAAGUAUCUUGUACAUAAACAUUCCAAAAAUUGAUAAUGGAAUGAUUUACGAAAGUUUGGAGGAGUGUGAACGAUACACAACACACUUUUAUCAGAGUGCAAUCGAGGGAACUGAUCAGCUUUUCGAAGAGAUCAAGGAUGAACCGUUGGAAGUGUUGAACGAGACUGCUACGAUCGAAGAAAUUGUUGACCGUGAAGAGCAAGAGGUGCAAAAGGAUACCAUUGCGGAUGAGAACACAAAGGUGGAUUUGGUUGUCGAAUACCCCCUGAACGGAACGCAUCACGAACCGGAAGAAGAGCCUGCCGAACAGGAUGAGGAUAGCAAGAUCGUGCGGUUUGGAAACACCGAAGUGAUUACCUUUCCGGCCGACGAUUCUUCGUUUUCGCUUGGUUCCGAGUACGAUUUUGAUGAUAACGAUCUUUUCCUUGAGUCGCUCGAUUCAGACGUGGACGAGUUCGACGAGACGGAAUUCCAAUCUACGGAUAGCACUGCGGAACAUUCGGGUGUAAACGAGGAGCCCGGGACGGGCAUUAAGCGAGACUCAUUGCCAACCGAUAGCAGCGAAUGUCUCACAAUAUCCCGGCUCGAUACGUCCCAAAGUGGUUCGAAGGACGAUGAUACCAGUUCUGGCUUUGGCCGUCAAAAGCUGGCCUACAAUUACGAUGACGAAGAGUCAGAGCUGCUGGAGAUUGCACCGUCCGCGGAAAAGCUGUCCAAAAUCGAUCCGAUCGUGGUAAGAAAAUGUGACCUAAAGGAUUACAGUGAGCUGUGCGUUACGAACUACAAACCCGACCCGGACAGUAAGGAUGAUCGUGUGGAGCUGACCGAAGAAUCUCGCAAAGUGAUCAGUAACGCACUGAAGGAGGGCUAUCUGCAGAAUCACGAUCGUGCCGUGCUGAAGCAGUACUUCUUCAAAUGGUUGCAGUACACGAUCUUGGAGAAAAUUUCCAAAGGUGCCGGCGUUACAAGUACUCGCGAGCAGAAGCUAAAGCGUAUCAAUGACUUUAUCAGCAACAUCCGGCACAGCCGCAAGAAAGGUUCUAUGCGUAGUGGCAAACCUGCCGCGGACGUGGUCCAACCUGCCUCGGUUAAGAAGGAGUACGAGCAUCGGCUUAAGGUGCAGCAGGAUAUUAUUGAGCUGCAAAAGCUAAAGCUCGAGCGACAGGAACGUAUCAUUACGGAGCUGAAGUUGUCCAAGUUUUCCGAGGCGUCCAAAAUCUCCAAGAUGGAAAUACAAAGCGAACUGCUGAAGGCGGCCCGCACCGGACACGUGCGUUUGCGCGCGAAAGCUAAAUGCAUUCAGAUUGUGGGAAACAUUAAGGCGGACACCUCGGAGGAGGAUGAAAUGCGUAAGCUGCAGGCCCAGGGAUUGAUGAUACCGAAGUUUCUGGCCAAAAUGCAGCAGCGUGCGCUCGAGCGUAGCCAGCGCCACCAGGAGGCCAAAGAGCGCCGGAUGCGGUUGGAGAAAGAGCGCGAGAAUGCAAAGCAGGCGGCCGAAGAAGCGAAACGCCAGGAGGAUGAGGAUGCCCGGAAACGUCGCUAUCGGGAGAUGCGUGAAAAGCGCAAGUUGGAAAAGCUGCAAAAGAUUAUCCGCGAGCAGGAACGGCAGGCAUGGAUCGCAAACAAUCAGAUUGCGAAGGAGUUCCGAUUGCUGAAGUUGAAGCGAUUUGGAAUGCAUUCGUUCAAGCUGCUGCUGGGCAUACGGCACGAGAAUGAGCGGCGUUCGAUUGCGUACCGAAGACGAUACUACAAGCGCAAAUACUUCCGAAAAUGGUGGUCCCACACGAAUGCUCUCUGGGAGAGUAAGAAAGCACUGGCCGAUGGGUUGCAUGAGGUCAAACUUUACCGCUUGACUGUACGACACUGGAAAAUGUACAUGUAUGAACAACGCAGCAAGCUGCAGGUAGCGAUCGAUUGGUACGAAAUGCGGAUGAGUGAGAAGGUCAUUUCAAUAUGGAUCGGAAAGACGAAACAAUCGUUGAUGAUACUCCAGGGCAAGAUAUCCCACGCUGCUUCACACUACGAAUGGCAACUCAAGUGGAAAGUCUUCGAACGAUGGCAACGUUUGCACAUUAUUCUGCGCAUCGAGAAGGAAACGGAAAUGCGUCGCCAGCGUUGGCGCAUGAAAAUUUGGGAGCUGCUGCCGGACUACAAACCGAUCGAGGAGGAUAUGUAACGGAACCACCA
Molecule: messenger RNA, 3009 nt
Organism: Anopheles funestus (African malaria mosquito)
Lineage: Eukaryota; Metazoa; Arthropoda; Insecta; Diptera; Culicidae
Exons: 3
Coding region: 143-2998 (951 amino acids)
Molecular function (GO): phosphatase binding
Source: RefSeq, a predicted model, not a curated record